AUGUCAUACCAACGCCUCAGCGACGACGCCCCGGACGCCGAAAUCACCCGCAUCCCCUCCUUCAAUGUCCUACAGCCCGACAAGUCCCCAAGGUCCCCACAAUAUCACCACCACCGGCGGGCCUCAACACGGUCCCGUGUCUCCAUCGCCGGGAAGACAUGGUUCAUACAGCCCCCAUGGAGUUCGGCCGCCACACACACUGCCAUUUCCAUCGCCGCGGGCACAGUGAUGUGUCUGUUUGGCUACGAGCAGGGCGUCUUCGGGGGCAUUAUCGUGGGGACAGAGUUUAAUGAAUAUUUCAACGAGCCGUCGCCGAGCUUGGUGGGGUUCGUGACAAGCGUGUAUGAUUUGGGUUGUUUUGCGGGGGCGGUGCUGACGCUGUUUGUGGGGGAGAUGCUGGGGAGGAAGAGGAUGUUGAUCGUGUUCACGAUUAUUAUGGCGUCUGGGAUUGUGUUGCAGACGGUGGCGCAGGAUAUGCAAUGGCUGCUGUGGGGAAGGUUCAUUGCCGGCAUUGGAAAUGGGGGCAAUACGGCUACGGCGCCUGUGUGGCAUGUGGAGACCAGUCAUCAGAACGCGAAGGGGCAGGCGGUGGUGAAGGAGAUGGUGGUCAAUGUGCUUGGAUUUGUUGUGAGCAAUAUCAUUACACUCGCGUGUUCGGGCAUCACUACGGAGGCGCAGUGGAGGUUUCCAUUGGGGAUCCAGCUUUUCUACAUUGUGGUCAUUUUGAUGCUGGUGCCGAUCUUGCCAGAGAGUCCGAGGUGGCUGUGCGCUAAAAAUCGAGAUGCGGAGGCGAAGGCGAUGCUGGAGGUCUUGAGUGAGGAGGAUGUGGAGGAAGAGUUCAAGAGCAUCAAGGAGAGCGUAAGGAAAGAACAGGCUGUACAAGUUUCGUGGGCAAAAAUAUUCAAAGGCGGAACGGCCACCAGGCGGAUGUUGUUGGGGAUGGGGUUGCAAGUAGCACAACAGCUCACUGGCAUCAACGUCCUGUGCUACUACCUUCCUCUCGUCCUUCAUAAAUCGGUCGGCCUCUCUGAACUGGCCUCUCGCCUUCUUGCGACUGGCAACGCAGUCUGUUACAUGCUCGCCACGGCCGCCUCCCUCCUCUUCAUCGAGCGCCUCGGCCGUCGACCUCUGCUCAUGGCCAUGGCAGCCGCCCAGUCCGUCGCCUUCCUCGGCAUCUCAAUCAGCACGGAAAUCGGUCACGAAAACGGUGCACACAUUCCCGGCAUCGUAGCCACCAUCUUCAUCUCCAUGUACUUUCUGGCCUUUGGCUUCGGCUGGGUCGCCACGCCCUGGCUCUACCCAGCAGAAGUCAACAGCCUGAGCAUGCGGACGAAGGGCGCGGCGUUGGCGACGGCGUGUGACUGGCUCUUCAAUUACUUUGUCGUGCAAACGACGCCGAUUGGAAUACACCACCUCAAGUGGGGCCUCUACCUGGUUUACUCGGUCCUCAAUGCGGCAUUUGUGCCCCUCAUCUACUUCUUCAUCGUUGAAACGGCAGGGAAGUCGCUCGAGCAGAUCGAUCGCUGGUUUGCCGCGCACCCGGGCUGGUUCGUGCACAAAAUCCGAGAUCGGAGUGAUGAGGAGGACGAAGGGGAAGAGAGGGAUGUGAGGGCCCCACUUAAGCAUCAGGAGAGCGAUGAAAGCGACAGCAUGGUAAAAGACUUUGAAAGGAGAUAUGACGGGAGUCUGGAGAGGAGUCGAAGAAGAACCAGCGGCGAGAGCCUGUACAAAGUGGGAAGCAGGGAUAGCGAAGGAGAUGAUUAUGAGACAUAA
Bacidia gigantensis is the source of this 1773-nucleotide messenger RNA. RefSeq lists its product as uncharacterized. Gene Ontology annotation, biological process: carbohydrate transport; transmembrane transport. The record is from RefSeq and is a predicted model, not a curated record. The transcript has 2 exons. Gene Ontology annotation, molecular function: carbohydrate:proton symporter activity. Bases 1 to 1773 code for a protein of 590 amino acids. Gene Ontology annotation, cellular component: membrane. Lineage: Eukaryota; Fungi; Ascomycota; Lecanoromycetes; Lecanorales; Ramalinaceae.